UUGUGCCUUGGCAGUUGGAACAGAGUCUCGAGUCAGCUGCAUUAUGGAUAGCUGGAGCCCACAAGCACUCAUUCAGAAAUCUCAGGAGGCCAAAACUCUGGCGUUCUGUCCUUACAGCAAUUUCAGAGUGGGAGCAGCUGUCUUAACAAGCGAUGGAAACGUCUUCACAGGUUGUAGUGUAGAGAAUGCAUGCUAUAGUCUUGCAAUGUGCGCUGAGAGGACUGCUAUCUGCAAAGCUGUGUCCGAGGGAUACACAGCCUUCAAAGCCAUCGCAAUUGCCAGUGAUCUUGAGGAUCGCUUUAUUUCUCCAUGUGGAUCAUGUAGGCAGGUCAUGAGAGAAUUUGGCUUACAGUGGGAUGUUUAUCUGUCAAAGACUGACGGGUCUUACAAAUUGAUGACAGUGGAUGAGCUACUUCCAUGUUCAUUUGGCCCUGAUGACCUGAAAUCAUAAAACCAUUUGCAAUUAGAAGAAGUAAAGACCAGAUUAUAGGUCAUAUUGCAAGCUUAGUGGGACAGACAGACGGACGGACAUACAGAUAGAUAGAAAGCAAAAUAUUAAACCAAGUGGUAUUUAUUUUCAGGAAAUAUAGCACAAGCUGAAAAUCCACUAAAAAUCAACUUGGGAACAGUUGGUUAAGAGUAAUUGCAAAAAUGUCUCAAAAGUGAAGUCAGUUCUGAGAAAAAGCCUAGCAUCUUGUAUUUUCAGAUGCCACUUGGUUUGAUAUUUUGAUAUCUAAUGCAAUUGGAAUUUAGAUAUUUUUAAGUGAGUCUUAAAUGUCCAAAUUUGUUUUGGGGCCAUUGUAGAUAGCUUCAUUGUCUAGAUACAGUUAAGUUCAAACAGGCCUUCGCACAAAACAACCUUCUGUUCAUUGUAUCUUUACUUUGUAGAGAAAAAUAUCAACACAGUAUGUUGACUAAUAAAUAAUAAUAAUCCUGUU
This is a messenger RNA of Myxocyprinus asiaticus (Chinese sucker), 938 nucleotides long. Its product is annotated as cytidine deaminase-like. The transcript is spliced from 4 exons. The record is from RefSeq and is a predicted model, not a curated record. NCBI's taxonomy places the organism in Eukaryota, Metazoa, Chordata, Actinopteri, Cypriniformes, Catostomidae. Gene Ontology annotation, cellular component: cytosol. Gene Ontology annotation, molecular function: cytidine deaminase activity; zinc ion binding. Bases 44 to 451 code for a protein of 135 amino acids.